Molecule: messenger RNA, 1302 nt
Organism: Sinocyclocheilus rhinocerous
Lineage: Eukaryota; Metazoa; Chordata; Actinopteri; Cypriniformes; Cyprinidae
Product: ribonuclease inhibitor-like
Exons: 8
Molecular function (GO): protein binding
Source: RefSeq, a predicted model, not a curated record
GUUUCUGAAAAGUCCUGCUGCACAGGAAGCAUGUGAUCAUCUCACUAAAGUUCUGGGUACAAGUCCAUUACUUCUGACAGAACUGGAUCUGAGUAAAGAUAAAUUAGGAGAUCUGGAUGGAGAGAAACUCUCUGCUCUUUUGAUGGACUCUCAUAGCAAACUGGAGAAAAUGAAGCUGAAUAAUUGUGAGCUGACAGAGAAAAGCUGUUCAGUUCUAGCUACUGUUCUCUCCUCCAAAACCAUCCUGAAAGAGAUGAACCUGAACAACAGUCGUCUGCUGGACUCAGGAGUCAAAGAGAUCUGUGAGGGACUGAAGAAUCCUGUGUGUGAGCUGAAGAUACUCAAACUUUCAGACUGCAGUAUCACUGAAGAAGGUUAUAAAGCUCUGGCUUCAGCUCUGAGAUCAAACCCUUCACACCUGAUAGAGCUGGAUCUCACAGGAAAUGAUCCUGGACAAUCAGGAGUGAAGCAGCUCAGUGAUUUACUACAGGAUCCAAACUGUCAACUGAAGACACUGAGGUUUUUGGGUCCUGCUGCAGGUGAAGCCUGUAAAUAUCUGAAUGAAGUUCUUCAGUUUAAAAACCCGUUACUCCUGAGAAAGCUGAAUCUGAGUGGACGUGAACUAGGAGACACACGAGUGAAUCAGAUCUCUGCUCUACUGCAGGAUAAACACUGUAAACUCAGCACACUGAUGUUGAAGAAUAACAGUAUUACAGAAGAAGGUUGUGCUACUCUAAUUUCAGCUUUUAAUUCAAAUCCUUCAAACCUGAUAGAGCUGGAUCUGAGUGGAAAUAAAUUAGGAUGCCUAGGAAUGGAGAAAAUCUGUCUUUUGUUGAAAAAUCCUCAAUGCAAAUUUGAGAAACUGAAGCUGGAUCUCACAGGAAAUGAUCCUGGACAAUCAGGAGUGAAGCAGCUCAAUGAUUUACUACAGGAUAAACGCUGUAAAUUGACCAUCAGGUUUUUGAAAAGUCCUGCUGCAGAGAAAGCGUGUGAGUAUCUCACUAAAGUACUGCAAAUAAGUCCAUUACUUCUGACAGAACUGGAUCUGAGUGAAGAUAAAUUAGGAGAUCUGGAUGGGGAGAAGCUCUCUGCUCUUUUGAUAGACUCUCAUAGCAAACUGGAGACAAUGAAGCUGAAUAAUUGUAAGCGGACAGAGAAAAGCUGUCAAGUUCUAGCUACUGUUCUCUCUUCCAAAACCAUCCUGAAAGAGAUGAACCUGAACAACAGCCGUCUGCUGAACUCAGGAGUCAAAGAGAUCUGUGAGGGACUGAAGAAUCCUGUGUGUGAGCUGAAGAUACUCAA